AUGUCUGACAACACAAAGCAGAGCAAUAGUAGUAGCAAUCAGAACGACAACAAUAUUAGCAAAGGAUAUGAUGCAAAAAAGGAGAAAGUAUUAGAAAAUAAAAAAUGUAGCAACAAUAGCGAUUUUUCAAAAUGUGACAAUACUUAUAAAGAUUCUAUAUCACUUAAAAGAGAAGAUAAAAGUAUAGAAAUGGAAAAACCACGCGAUAAUAAUUUAGUAUGUAAAGGAUGUGGCGAAAAUCUAACGAAAAAAUUGAGUUGCCCUGUAUGUUUAAAGAACAAAAUAAAUAGCUAUUUUUGUAAUCAAGAGUGUUUUAAACGCUCUUGGAAAGAACAUUCUAAAAUGCAUAAAAGUGAAAAUGAGAAUAAUGAAAAGAAUGCAAAUAAGGAAUCAAAACAAAUUGAAAAAAACAAUUGUACAGAAAUAACAAUAAAAGAAUUAUUUCCACAAAAUUAUGACCCUAGUAAUAGAAAAUAUUGGAUUUAUGAUAAUCAUUUAAGCAAUUUUAUAAAUUAUGAUUUUACUGGAAACCUAAGACCAUGGCCUAUAUCAAAAAUGAAUUAUGUACCUGACCAUAUUGAAAAGCCAGAUUAUGCCAUUACUUCAAUACCUGCAUCAGAAUUGAAAUAUAAAAGAAAAAGUGAUAUAUAUGUAAAUAAUAGUGACGAAAUUGAAAGAAUAAAAGAAGCAUGUAUAUUAGGUAGGAAAACUUUAGACUAUGCGCAUUCAUUAGUUUGUCCAGGAAUAACAACUGAUGAAAUUGAUAAAAAAGUUCAUGAUUUUAUAAUUAAAAAUAAUGCAUAUCCAUCUCCAUUAAAUUAUUAUGAAUUUCCAAAAUCAUGUUGUACAUCUGUAAACGAAAUAGUAUGUCAUGGUAUACCAGAUUAUAGACCAUUAAAAAAUGGAGAUAUUAUAAAUAUAGAUAUAAGUGUAUAUUACAAAGGUGUACAUGCAGAUUUAAAUGAAACUUAUUUUGUUGGAGGAAACAUAUCAAAUGAAGCUAAACAACUUGUAGAAACUUGUUAUUUUUCAUUAAUGGAAGCAAUUCAAAAAUGUAAACCUGGUAUGUUAUAUAAAAAUCUUGGAAAUAUUAUAGAUGCUUAUGUAUCGAAAAAAAACUUUUCAGUCAUUCGUACUUAUUCAGGGCAUGGGGUAGGAAAAUUAUUUCAUUCAAAUCCAACUAUACCUCAUUUUAGAAAAAAUAAAGCUGUAGGAAUAAUGAAACCAGGUCAUGUAUUUACAAUUGAACCUAUGAUUAAUCAAGGCCAUUAUGCAGAUGUGUUAUGGCCAGAUAAAUGGACAUGUGCAACUGCUGAUGGAAAAUUAUCAGCACAAUUUGAACACACUUUGUUAGUUACUCAAACUGGAGUUGAAAUAUUGACAAAAAGAUUCCCUGAUUCCCCAAGCCUUGGAUUUGAUACAAAGGAUGAGCUAUACAUUAUGUGA
Plasmodium berghei ANKA is the source of this 1446-nucleotide messenger RNA. Its product is annotated as methionine aminopeptidase 1b, putative. The transcript has a single exon. The coding region runs from base 1 to 1446 and encodes 481 amino acids. NCBI's taxonomy places the organism in Eukaryota, Apicomplexa, Aconoidasida, Haemosporida, Plasmodiidae. Gene Ontology annotation, biological process: proteolysis. The record is from RefSeq and is a predicted model, not a curated record. Gene Ontology annotation, molecular function: metalloaminopeptidase activity.